UUUCCGCGGUGCUGGAAAACCGGAGAAAAGGAUCGUCGCCCGAGCGAUACACCUUCGUCGUAGAGUCAUCGACGUAUCUUAACGACUGUGCGUCGGACAGACGGCCGGCCGUCGGAAUCGAUUCCGCGAGUCCGAGGAUACCGGUUGGUGAAAACGGCUAAUAACAAGCUCGAAAGGUGAACGUGUUCAGGAUGCGGCCGUUUCACAGCCAGUUGCUAAACGACGUUGUGCGAUUCCUUGCUUAUUGAUCUUUCACGUUUUACCGGCUAUUUAUUUAUUGGCGAAUCUGCUCGGACGAGCGUUUUAUUAGUUUGAAACGCAAUCAGAAAUAUUGGCCACCCACAAAUGGGCAGAUUAAAAGCUUCGUAUUAAAAAAUUGUCGAUUAAAAGAUCGUAGCUUCUCCUCGAACGAUCUUUUCGGGCCUGAGUGUUCGCGUUUAGUUUACCGAUGAGUCCUCGCACGCUCGUCAAACCGUCAGCUACCUGCUCGCUCGUCGAGGGGACAUAACGAGCCGCGAGCCAUAAGAGCGCAGUCCGGCGCGAAUCUCCGCGCGCGACGCAACACGCGGGACGAUCCUUUUCUCCAAUUUUCGGCACUUUUUAUUUUUAACUCGCGUCGUCUCCGCGUAACCGGGAAGACGAGUUUUUUCGCAUUCGAGACGUCCGAAGAAACGCGUCUUCGCGAUCGUUCGUAUUUUAAAUUCGUUUUACGCCGACCGCGGACACCGAAGGCAAACGGAGACCGAGAGGGAGAAGAGUCGGGUAUUGUGUCGAUGGUGCAGUGAUCGCGAAAUUAUUGGUGCACGCUGGAGCCGGGCCUCUAAAAUUCUACGGGGGCCGAGGGAACACCGUGACGAGGUCUCAUUUGCCCUACGAACUUCUCGCGGAUCGAAUCGGUGAACGUGUCACCCCUUACGCGAUGAUACCACCGAGGAUCUAGACAGCCACGAUAAUGGAAACAUGAAGACUUCGAAAAAUCGUGCGCUCGAUCGACUCGCCUCCAAUCCCGUCCACUAUAAAUGACCGAUGUGACGCAGCCCAUCAGGAAUAUUUUUACGCAAAAUGAUUCGUGCCCUUGUCCUUCUGUGCAUGGCCGUUCUACCUCUCGUACGAUGUCACAAGAUCCACGAACACAUGACAAGGGAAGAGAUGCUAUCGGUGUUUCACACGGGACACGAAUCUGUACCAACGUACGAAGUUGUGCCUGUGCUGCAUUCGGUGCACAAGAGGAGCGUAGGGAGGCCGGAGGUACAUUUGAAGGCCUUCGGAAGAGACAUCAGUCUGUCGUUGAAGCCCACAGAAGGGUUGCUGACAGCGAACCACUUGCCAAUGUGGACUGUCACGAAAAACGUGUCGCAACCCGAUGGCCUCCAUUAUGAGAAAGUGACGGAUGCCGACACAGAAAUCGGUGACAUCUAUCAAGACACGACGAACAUGGCAUCCAUUCUGCUGCACCGAGACGCGAAUGGGAAAGUGCUCGUUGACGGCGACAUCGGCUCCGAGCUGGUGAUACGACCACUGCCAGAUAGGAUAGAAGAAAUAGUUAACAAGAAUUCGAGUCUUCGCGGAGAAGAACUACUGCCGAGCGUGGCGCAAAGUAAAGGGGACUUGAAGCGCACGAGUCAUCAUGUGGUGUUCAAGAAAGCGGCUCGUCCGACCGGCGACGAGUACACCGAUUUCACACUGAUGGAGCCCGACCGUCUGGCCAAGAGGUUCAGAACGAAACGUUCGACGACCGCCAGAACGAAGAGGGAGGCGCCGUACGUCAUCUACCCCGAGAUCCUCUGCAUCGUCGACUACGACGGUUACAGAUUACACGGCGGUGACAACGUUCAGAUCAAAAGGUACUUCGUGUCGUUCUGGAACGGAGUAGAUCUGAGGUACAAGCUGCUGAAGGGGCCGAAAAUUCGAAUCAGCAUCGCGGGGAUUAUUAUAUCACGGGGUAGAGACGCUACGCCGUAUUUGGAGAGGAAUCGCGUCGGACGGGACGCGAUCGAUUCGGCAGCCGCGUUGACCGACAUGGGCAAAUAUCUCUUCCGAGAGAGACGGCUUCCGGUGUACGACAUCGCCGUUGCCGUUACGAAAUUAGAUAUGUGCAGGAGGCAAUACGCGAAUGACGUGUGCAAUAGAGGAACCGCAGGAUUCGCGUACGUGGGUGGAGCCUGCGUCGUGAACAAGCGUUUGGAAAAAGUGAAUUCCGUCGCUAUAAUCGAGGACACCGGGGGAUUCAGCGGAAUCAUCGUCGCGGCUCAUGAAGUAGGCCACUUGCUGGGUGCAGUUCACGAUGGUUCACCACCGCCCAGCUACCUCGGAGGCCCUGGAGCCGAGAAGUGUCGCUGGAACGAUGGAUACAUCAUGAGCGAUCUCAGGCACACCGAGAAGGGCUUUAAAUGGUCUCAUUGCAGUGUCUCGUCGUUCCAUCAUUUCUUGAAUGGAGAUACAGCGACGUGUUUGUACAACGCACCUCACGAAGACGAAGCUCUGCCCAGAGUUCUACCCGGGAAAUUGCUUUCGUUGGAUGCCCAGUGUCGAAAAGAUCGAGGGACAAGCGCUUGCUUCAAAGACGAUAGAGUCUGUGCUCAGCUAUUUUGUUUCGACGCUGGAUCGGGAUACUGCGUGGCGUACCGUCCAGCGGCCGAGGGUUCGCCCUGCGGCGAUGGCCAGUAUUGCCUGAACGGGAAAUGCGUGGCGGAGCACGAGAACAUAAUACCGGAUUACACGCAGAACAUCCCAACGUACGUACGCCGGGACGGCAGUUUUAGUCCAGCUCACAAUCGGCCCCUGUACGGCCAGUACAACAGUACGGAAUACAGGUAUCCGUGGGAAACGACGACACACAGCACGCCACAAUCGAAAUUCAAAUACUCGCCGUCGUCGAAUCCAUUCUCGUCGACGAGCAACCCUACUCCCAAACGCGUGACACCGUUGUCCGCGACGACCCCGGCGACUAAACGCGCGUACACCACCGCCAGUUAUCCGUACGCGAAUAAACACAAGACUAAAGUAAACGGUAGUAACGACGCUAGUUAUAGUAAGAACGGAUACGCUGGCGGCGGUGGUACGAGCACCAGGAAGUAUGCCAAUUACUCGUAUUAUACGAUUAGCCCCAAGACGAUGGUCACGAACGACCUGAACUAUCCGAAAAUAAUCCCGUUCAAACAUAAGAACACGAUGAGCACGGUGUCGUACUCGACAACAGCCGAAGGAGAUCGAGACGGGCCUCAGACCGAUGCUCGCGGACCAGAGGACGAUGAGUGCACGGACGUGGGAUCAGAUUGCGCGGAGCUGAUCGACAGGCUGAGAACAUGGCUGUGCCAUUUGCAAUCUGUGAAAAACCGAUGCUGCGCGUCCCUGAAGACUAUCUGCACAGUUUGAAGUAGCAGCAGCGUUCGACCGGUUCUUACGAUUCGCUAAUCGAAGUUCGCGUGGCAAUCAGACUACCAUCGGACAUCGAUACACCCGACGCGCACUCAGCACGCGUUCAGCUCGACGAGCAAACAAAAAAAAAAACUGAAACAAUUAUCUUGUUCACCAUCGAGGAAUCAGGACUAGGUGAAUCGUGCACGCGGUGUCACCGAGGCGCGUCUCGAAAGAGUUCUUAUUAAGAAAAAAAUAAUAAAGGGAAAAGACAGUCUCGCGAGGUCGAGUAAUAAUUCUGUUAAUUAAGUAGCUACGUAACUUUCACUGUGUUACCCAAAAUAUAACUUCGUUCUCUCUCCUCUCUUUUCUAUUCUUUCUUGUUUUACUGUAGUACCGCAGCAGCUUUGUACAGACGGCGAGUGUUAACAAAAACGAAUCGGACUGUCCAGUACGGACAAGUCCCGAUCGAUCGAUCGAUCUAUCUAUCUGAUAAAUAUUUAUUCGAUGCGCGGCAGACUUUUGUGUUACGAUUUUAUUAUAGUACGCGCGUGUCGACCCGUAUUUUAGCGUGAACGCGCGCUUAAAUGAGCUUCGCCUAAAUCAUGAAAAUUGUAGUGAAACACAAAUAAAUGGUGAUUAUAUGAUA
Messenger RNA from Ceratina calcarata, 4006 nucleotides. It is a transcript of the gene sona, whose product is annotated as sol narae metalloprotease. Gene Ontology annotation, molecular function: metalloendopeptidase activity. The transcript has 17 exons. The coding region runs from base 1063 to 3375 and encodes 770 amino acids. The record is from RefSeq and is a predicted model, not a curated record. Gene Ontology annotation, biological process: membrane protein ectodomain proteolysis. Lineage: Eukaryota; Metazoa; Arthropoda; Insecta; Hymenoptera; Apidae.